AUGGAGGGAUCUGAAGCAAUGCUUCCUUGUCAAAAUCGUUCAGCUCCUUCUCCUGACUCAAAGGCACUGUCUAGGAGUGUUUUCUUCUGGGGUUGGAGGUAUUCUAACAAAAAGUUCGAGUCUUGGACCAGGAAAAUGUCUCAUCUUCACGAACCCACUUGGAAGAAAGCUGGGAUUUUUGAAGCAGUCAUGGCGUCCACAUUCAAAAUCUCUAAAAACACAGAUCUUGUUGUGGGUAUUGCUGAGAAAUGGUGUCCUGACACCAAAACCUUUGUUUUCCCUUGGGGUGAAACAGCUAUAACACUUGAAGACGUUAUGCUGCUUUCAGGUUUCUUUGUUUUGGGUUCACCUGUUUUUGCUGCUCUAGAGAGCUCAGGACAGGAGAUUAAGGCUAAACUAGAUUUAGAAUGGAAGAAGAUUAGGAAAGACUGGGACGACAAAGUCAAUUUCGUCACACAAGUAUCUUGGAUGGAGAGAUUCAUGAAAAGUGGUGAUGAGCUUGAGCAUGUGGCUUUCCUUAUGCUCUGGCUUAACUACUUUUUGUUUCCAUCAUGCUUGUAUCAUCUCUAUAAAGCUGUUUUGCCAAUUGCUAUUCAUCUUUCAAGGGGUACUAGGAUUGCUCUUGCUCCUGCUGUUCUUGCACACUUGUAUGCUGAGCUAAGUCUUUUGAAAACCCACAUUACAUCUUUCAGCGAAUCCACCAGGGAGGCUAGAGUUGAUCUGACUGCCUUGUUUAUGUUGGUUCAAGUUUGGACAUGGGAGAGAUUCAGGGAACUACAGCCAAAACCUAAUCNACUUUUUGAGAAUUCCAAAGAUCAACAAAAUUUUCAUAUGCCAAACGAUAAGGAUCCAUUGUUUUUGUUUAAUGAAAGCUUAUGUUUAACGAAAAGGGUUUGUAGCUUGAGGGUUUAUAUUGUCUAA
Molecule: messenger RNA, 921 nt
Organism: Camelina sativa (false flax)
Lineage: Eukaryota; Viridiplantae; Streptophyta; Magnoliopsida; Brassicales; Brassicaceae
Source: RefSeq, a predicted model, not a curated record